AUGGUGAGGAUGACGACGGCUUCAUCAAAUUUAGCCUCCAAGAGCUCAACCAUGGGGAAACCUUCUUCCCUCGCCUGUAAGCUCUUCCUCUGGCUCUUCAUCGCCGUCAACCUCCCCACCAGCUCCUUUCAAACGGAUGACGAUGACGAGGUGUCUAACAAGACAUGGGUGCUGACCCCGAAGGUGUACGAGAGUGAUGUCACACACAUCCUCAAUGGCCUACUAGAUGGAUAUGACAACAAAUUGAGGCCUGACAUUGGAGUUAAACCCACAGUGAUCCACACAGACAUGUUUGUCAACAGCAUCGGCCCAGUGAAUGCCAUCAAUAUGGAAUACACCAUCGACAUUUUCUUUGCCCAGACGUGGUACGACAGAAGGCUAAAAUUCAACAGCACGAUGAAGGUUUUGCGUCUCAACAGCAACAUGGUCGGGAAGAUCUGGAUUCCAGACACUUUUUUCCGCAACUCAAAGAAGGCCGACGCCCAUUGGAUCACGACGCCCAAUCGCAUGCUUCGAAUCUGGAAUGACGGCCGAAUCCUCUACACGCUCAGGUUGACGAUCGAUGCAGAAUGCCAGCUGAAACUGAACAACUUCCCUAUGGACGAGCACUCAUGUCCCUUGGAGUUUUCAAGCUAUGGCUACCCCAGGGAGGAGAUUGUAUACAAGUGGAAGAGGAGCUCGGUGGAGGUUGGAGACAUCCGCUCCUGGAGGCUUUACCAGUUCUCUUUUGUAGGCCUGAGGAACACCUCGGAGAUUGUCAGGACCGUCUCAGGCGACUACGUGGUGCUGACGGUCUUCUUUGACCUAAGCAGGAGAAUGGGCUACUUCACCAUCCAAACCUACAUCCCAUGCACUCUCAUUGUUGUACUCUCUUGGGUUUCAUUCUGGAUCAACAAGGAUGCAGUACCAGCUAGAACAUCCUUAGGCAUCACCACCGUGCUGACAAUGACAACGUUGAGUACCAUCGCCAGGAAGUCUCUUCCUAAAGUCUCCUACGUGACAGCCAUGGACCUAUUUGUGUCUGUGUGCUUCAUCUUCGUCUUUGCUGCAUUAAUAGAGUAUGGCACGUUGCACUACUUUGUCAGCAAUAGAAAGCCAAGUGCCAAAAAGGACAAGAAGAAGAAAAACCCGCUCCUCCGGCUCUUUUCCUCCAAGACGCCCACGGUGGACAUCCGUCCGCGCUCGGCCACAGCCAUCCAGAUGAACAACGCCACGCACAUGCAGGAGCGCGACGAGGAAUACGGCUACGAGUGUCUGGAUGGGAAAGACUGCACAAGCUUCUUCUGCUGCUUCGAGGACUGCCACUCGGGGGCGUGGCGGCACGGCCGCUUGCACAUCCGCAUCGCCAAAAUUGACUCUUACGCACGUAUCUUCUUCCCCACCGCUUUCGGUCUCUUCAACCUCGUCUACUGGGUCUCCUAUCUGUAUCUCUAG
Messenger RNA from Nerophis lumbriciformis (worm pipefish), 1434 nucleotides. The record is from RefSeq and is a predicted model, not a curated record. NCBI's taxonomy places the organism in Eukaryota, Metazoa, Chordata, Actinopteri, Syngnathiformes, Syngnathidae.